This is a messenger RNA of Numida meleagris (helmeted guineafowl), 2460 nucleotides long. It is a transcript of the gene EDC3, whose product is annotated as enhancer of mRNA decapping 3. Bases 182 to 1702 code for a protein of 506 amino acids. The transcript has 7 exons. Gene Ontology annotation, cellular component: P-body. The record is from RefSeq and is a predicted model, not a curated record. Lineage: Eukaryota; Metazoa; Chordata; Aves; Galliformes; Numididae. Gene Ontology annotation, biological process: P-body assembly; deadenylation-independent decapping of nuclear-transcribed mRNA. Gene Ontology annotation, molecular function: mRNA binding.
CCGCGCAUGCGCCUAGCCUCUCUCUCCCCUCUCCGCUCCUCUCUAUGGUCGCCCGCCGGCGGCGUGAGCGGCGCUGUCGGGCGGGACCGGAAGUGACGGAUUCCGGACGUCGCUGAGGCGUGAGGGGUGGCAGCGGCGGGCGGGCAGCGAGCGGCGGCUGUAGCAAUUGUGUGCCAGAAAUAUGGCUACGGACUGGCUUGGGAGCAUCGUGUCAAUUAAUUGUGGAGAAAGCUUGGGAGUCUACCAAGGGCGAGUGUCCGCUGUGGAUCAGGUCAGCCAGACAAUCUCCCUUACGCGGCCCUUCCACAAUGGGGUCAAGUGCCUCGUGCCAGAAGUCACUUUCAGGGCAGGUGACAUUACUGAGCUGAAAAUUCUGGAGAUCCCAGGGCCAGGGGACAGCAGGCAAUGUGGGGACCCGCAGCAGGCAGACACUGGCAUCCCUGGGGUUGGCUGCCAAGUGGGGCCCAGCCAGAAUGGCACUGGAAAAAUGUUAAAGAAGCCCUUCUCCAGCAGUGCCCCACAGAACAUCCCGAGGAGGACAGACAUGAAGAAUCAGGAUAUUAUCAUCUCCCCACAGCAGCAGUGCUCCAAGAGCUAUAUGGAUAGGCACAUGGAAACACUGACUCAGUCCAAAGGCUUUCGUCGUAGGCAUAAUUCUUGGUCAUCCAGUAGCCGCCAUCCAAACCAGGUGACUCCGAAGAAGAGCGGGCUGAAGAACGGGCAGAUGAAGAGCAAAGACGACGAGUGCUUCGGGGAUGACAUUGAUGAAAUCCCAGACACAGAUUUUGAUUUUGAAGGGAACCUGGCCCUUUUUGACAAGGCAGCCGUGUUUGAAGAGAUUGAGACGUAUGAGAGGAGGAGCGGCACCCGUUCCCGUGGGACCCCGAGUGAAAAACCAGCUCGCUAUCGGCACGACGAGAACAUCUUGGAAUCGGAGCCCAUAGUCUACAGACGGAUUGUCGUACCCCAGAACGCUAACAAAGAAUUCUGCACGGACUCCGGGCUGGUCGUGCCCAGCGUGUCAUAUGAGCUUCACAAAAAGCUGCUGUCGGUUGCCGAAAAGCACGGGCUGACCCUGGAGCGGAGGCUGGAGAUGACAGGAGUGUGUGCAAGUCAGAUGGCUCUGAGCCUGCUCGGGGGACCCAACAGGCUGAAUCCCAAAAAUGUGCAUCAGCGGCCCACGGUAGCCCUGCUGUGUGGCCCCCACGUGAAGGGGGCCCAGGGGAUCAGCUGCGGGCGGCACCUCUCCAACCACGACGUCCACGUCAUCCUUUUCCUGCCCAACUUCGUCAAGAUGCUGGAGUCCAUUACCAACGAGCUGAGCCUCUUCAGCAAGACGCAAGGCCAGCAGGUGUCCAGUGUCAAAGAUCUCCCAGAUACCCCUGUUGACCUAGUGAUCAACUGCCUGGAUUGUCACGAAAAUGCCUUUUUGAGAGAUCAGCCUUGGUACAAAGCAGUUGUGGACUGGGCCAACCAGAACCGGGCACCCGUCCUCAGCAUAGACCCUCCGAUAUGCGAAAUGGAGCAGGGCAUCGAUGCCAAGUGGUCGCUGGCCUUGGGCCUGCCCCUGCCCCUGGGCGAGAGGGCAGGGCGUGUGUACCUCUGUGACAUUGGCAUUCCCCAGAAGGUCUUUCAGGAAGUGGGAAUAAACUACCACUCACCCUUCGGCUGCAAAUUCGUCAUCCCCCUGCACUCCACUUAGAGCCCUUCCAGCCACGGGGACCUGAUGGAAAAGAAGAGAGAAGGAGUUCUGUCAAAUAAGCUGUCCAGUGGAACCUGACUGGUAAACAGGCAUCUCAAAGCCUUAAAGAUGUGAAGUUCUGGAGAGUUCUUCUCCAGAAGAAAUAUUGUAUUAAAAAAGAAAAAAAGUCGUAAAAUGAAACAAAAAGGAGGAAGCAAAUGUAACUGCAAAGCUGUUUUCAUUCUCUUGUGCCAUUGUAAGAAGGAACAGGCAGGAAAGUGGGAUCUGUCCAUGGCAAGGGCAGCAGCUGCUGCCCAGACCUGCCAGGGGACAUAGGGAUGUGCAUGGAAAUGUUCUGGUGCAAGCGAUGGGUGGUGUGGAGACUUGGGUUGCAUUUCCCAGUCUUUCUGGGCAGAUAGACCCAGACAGGGUGUCCUGGUGGGAGCAGCACCCCUGGAUUGUGUAGAAAUAACCUUUUUUUUUUUUUUUUUUUCUUUGCAGUUGUAGUGGGAGGGUGGAUUUGAUUUUGUUCUGUUCUGUUGGAUUCCCCCUCCCUGUUCUUUGUUCGUGAAGGCAAUAGUAGCUCACGGGACCUCCAUCCCCUCGAGGAGAGAGUUCCCUCUUCAGAAAGCGUGUGUCAGGAGCCAGAAGCUCUCAGGCAGCACAUGCUCCAGGAACACCGACGUCCUCAGCUAGGCCUUACUUGCUUAUGUAUUCUGUUGGCUGUUUGUUUGUUUGGGGGAACAAGGUAUGUUAUGGUAAAGAACUUUUCCAGAGUG